This is a messenger RNA of Cololabis saira (Pacific saury), 3039 nucleotides long. RefSeq names its product calcium modulating ligand (gene camlg). Lineage: Eukaryota; Metazoa; Chordata; Actinopteri; Beloniformes; Belonidae. Gene Ontology annotation, biological process: tail-anchored membrane protein insertion into ER membrane. The transcript has 4 exons. Gene Ontology annotation, cellular component: GET complex. The record is from RefSeq and is a predicted model, not a curated record. The coding region runs from base 93 to 944 and encodes 283 amino acids.
CUUGAUCCAAACGCUCCUGUUUUAAUCGCUUGGAGGCUUUUGUGUCGUCGCUGGUUCGUUUUUUUGCUGUAUUUCGUCGUAAACCUGCACACAUGGAGUCGGACGAGCCCGCGCUGAGCGCGGCGCAGCGGCGAGCGGAGCUCCGCCGGAGGAAGCUGCUCAUGAACUCCGAGGAGCGGAUCCACAGGAUCGUGGGCUACGCCAAGACCGACGACAGCCCCGGAGCCUCCCGCCGGCCCUCGGAGCCGCGCUUCCACCUGGACCUGGACCGGGCAGAGCCGUGGUCCUCGUCCUCCGCGAGGCCGUCUCCCUUCCUGCCGGAGGCCUCGGUCCUCGGCAGCCGCUCUCUCAACGCCACCCCGGAGCGGCGCGGCUCGCCGCUGCCGGACUGCGGCGAUCCGCCCGGAGCGUCUCUGGAGGACGACAUCAGCGGCCUCCGACAGCGGCUGAAGGCAGAGCGGGGCCCGGCGGACGAUGUUGUCAGCGGCGGCUCCCCGCAUCGAGGUUUCCAGAAGUACCUGUCCCGCUUCGACGACGCCAUGAAGCUCCGCGGCCAGCUGGCCAGCGAGAAGCAGGCGCAGGACGGAGCGUCCGAGCCCGAGGAGAUCGAUCCCUUCAGGAUCUUCAGGCUCAUCGGAAGCAUCCUCCUGGCUAUAUUCGUCAGGGUUUUUGUCUGCAAAUAUCUGUCAAUAUUUGCUCCAUUUCUGACCCUUGAACUGGCCUACAUGGGAUUGUCCAAAUACUUUCCAAAGGUAGAGCAGAAGACUACGACCACCGUUCUCACCGCUGCCCUGCUGCUCUCCGGCAUCCCCGCUGAGGUCAUCAACCGCUCCAUGGACACCUACAGGAGGAUGGGGGACGUCUUCUCCGAUCUCUGCGUCUACUUCUUCACAUUCAUCCUCUCACACGAGAUCUUGCUGCUCAUUGGCUCAGAGACGCCCUAAUUGAUUGGGAGGACCCCAGUAACCCUAACCUGUCCCCUCUCUUUGUCGUCUUCCCUCCCAUUGUCUCCCAUAGCAACAAGGCCCGCUCAUUUGUGCCCCCUGGGGCCUGCGUUGUUUCCGAGUGUCUGGAAACAGAUCCCCUGCUCCCUCACGAUCAGGGCGGCACGUCCCGUGGACGAGUGCUCGUUGUUUCAGGAUUCCUACGUGCGACCACGGAGUCCAGUGUUUGUUGCUUUCAUUCUGAAGAGAAAGAUGGUUUGGGCUUUGUGAGUGUGUGUGUGAAGAAUUAAACGGCAUUUAUUGUGCUUAUCAUUUUUUUUUAUUAUUUGAAGGCAAAAACAAGAUUGUGGAGGACACAGUCAAGAUGAUCAGCCACACUUUACUGGACAGCCAUAAAAGGACAUUAAUAUAUAUUAGACACGUACGCUCAAUACCUGAAAUGAUCAAACCGGGUUCAGUGUGAACCUUCAGUACGCUAAUACAAAGGUAGUUGUUGGAUAAAUACUUUAAAAAGGUCAAAGUGAAAAUGGAACCAGUUACCGUCAUGUUAUGCAGCCUUUGCUCCUCGUAACUGUAGCCGGCCUGUAACGCCCCCGGAGCCUUUUAUAACAGACUAACUGCAGAAAGUGAGCACAUAGUUGUGUUUUGAAUGUUCUCAAAGAUUGCAAAUGCGAGUAAGAAAGACCCAGUCUUGCUUUGAUUCAUUAUCACCCGCUCUACAUCUCCAGAUGAUGACAUCACACGCAGAUCAGGGGGGAUUUAUUCAGGCCAGCAGCUCAACAGGCAUCAUUGUCAUGUUUUUGCAUCAGGAAUAGUUGGAAUCGGCGUACUUCAGUCCUCUUUCUGCAAGAAUUAAAUGAAUAAAGGUUAAAUAGUGACAUUUUCAACCGUGUUGCAUGAUGAUAAGCUGUUAUGUGCAGACUCGGCUGUGUUGCAGUGUUUUUAGUGGCGAGCUCAGCUUCUCCUGCUCUGUGCGGUGUAAUCAAAGUUUCCGUUCCUCUGUUGUUGCCAGCUGAUGUUGCCGUUAUCCCUGCAUCCGUGUUGGUCCUCGUGUGUAGCGCUGCACGGGCAGGAGAGCAUCCUGCUUUCCCUACACUGUGAGGAAUCUCCAUCUGAUUGUGGAGGUUUUGGGGGCCUGCGUGUAUCGAGCACCCCCAGUAUUUCUGCCUGACCGCCUUUUUAAAGCAGCUCAAUUUUUGUUUACUUCACCGAUUUAAUGAUUUAACUAUAUGAAAGUUGUAAGUCUUUUUUUUAAUAUAUAUAUAAAAGUGGCUUAUAAUGAACUGAAGAGCAUUCAAUACCAUCUUAAUGUCGUAUAAAGAGGUAAUCAAGAGCCUUAGGGGUAAAAAUUGUUUUGAAUAAAGGAAAUAAAUCAAUGAAAAUGAACCAGGAUCAAGUGAGUUUCCACUGAAAGCCCUCCAGUGUUUGCUUAGUUUGAUAUCAAAGUAUUUGGGAACAUCACAACUUUUUUUUUUUUUUUAGCUUGGUCUUGACGGAGCAGCUGCAGUCAGGUGUACUUUAACAACAUGAACUCUAACCGCUGGAUGUGAAUCUUUGGUGUUGUCGCUUUAACUCUCAGCUGCGCUUUGUUCUCCAAAGGGUCCAUCGACGUCACAAACAUUUUUCUUAAGUCUGGAAUAAAAAUAGCAUUUUUAACCCCCAAAAAACUGUAAAAUAAGUAUUAUUUUGUGCACCUGUGACGUCAAAGUCGCAGUAACAUCCAACAUGUGAUUUAUCUGCUUAUUUCUGUCAAGUAACUCUGGUGAUGUGUUUCGCUUUGCUUUCUUCAAGCCUCAAACAUACAAACUUUAUGGACUUUGUUCUGCUGUCGUGUCCUUGCUUCAUAUUUCAAAUUUUCAUCUGACUUAAUUUAUUGAUGUAAGUUUUUUUAUUUUAUUUACAUGUGUGUAAACUGAUUUGGUGUAACCUCCAAGUUUCCUUUUGAUAAAAAUCUUUACAGAAAAAUUGUUUUUAAUAUUGCAAAGAUAGUGUUGUGAUGUAAAUUGUCUCUGCUUCAGAAUGUAAACAGGAAUAGAGUCAGAUGGUUCAUACCAAAUAAAUACUACUUGUGUGACGUAUUCUGUUUUCACUGUUG